Messenger RNA from Haliaeetus leucocephalus (bald eagle), 2304 nucleotides. RefSeq names its product coiled-coil domain containing 130 (gene YJU2B). The transcript is spliced from 14 exons. The record is from RefSeq and is a predicted model, not a curated record. Gene Ontology annotation, biological process: mRNA splicing, via spliceosome. Gene Ontology annotation, molecular function: S-methyl-5-thioribose-1-phosphate isomerase activity. NCBI's taxonomy places the organism in Eukaryota, Metazoa, Chordata, Aves, Accipitriformes, Accipitridae. Bases 1 to 2304 code for a protein of 767 amino acids.
AUGGGCACCGGUUGCUAUGGGCGGCCGCAGAUGACGGCGCUAGGCGGUGCAAGCGCGGGGGUGGAGCACGUGGCGCGCAUUGCGCAGGCGCCGGGCUGCGGGAAGGGCGGGGGCGUCUGGGAGGCCACGCCCCCUUCCGGCGACCUAGAUCAUCGCCGAGUGACGCAGCGGAAGAGGCGGGACCUGAGGAGCGGAGCAGGAAGAGGUCGGUGGGGAUGGGGAGGCCAGGGCCGGUGUCCCGUACUGGGAGGGGUGUCCGUCUCCCAGUACGUACUGGUGACCAGCGACCCCAUAUUGGGAGGGGUGUCCGUCUCCCAGUACGUACUGGUGACCAGCGACCCCAUAUUGGGAGGGUUGUCUGUGUCCCGGUACGUACUGGUGACCCUGUACUGGGAGGGGUCCCGCCUGUCCCAGUCCCGCAGCACUAGAGACCCUCCGCCAUGCUCCCGGCAGCAUGGCUCCCUCAACAAGUACCACCAUAGCCACCCGCUGCGGGAGAGGGCCCGCAAGCUGUCCCAGGGCAUCCUCAUCAUCAGGUUCGAGAUGCCCUACAACAUCUGGUGCGAUGGCUGCAAGAACCACAUUGGGAUGGGUGUCCGGUACAACGCGGAGAAGAAGAAGGUCGGCACUUACUACACGACGCCCAUCUACAGGUUUCGGAUGAAGUGCCACCUCUGCGUCAACUACAUCGAGAUGCAGACGGACCCGGCGGGCUGCGACUACGUCAUCGUCAGCGGGGCCCGACGCAAGGAGGAGCGCUGGGACAUGAAGGAUAACGAACAAGUCCUACCCACCGAGCGGGAGGAGAAGGAGAAGCUGGAGACGGAUGCCAUGUUCCGGCUGGAACACGGCGUGGCUGACAGGGCGACGCUACAGCGAGCCGUCCCCACACUGGCCAGUCUGCAGGAGGCCCAAAGCGCCUGGAAGGAUGACUUCGCCCUCAACAGCCGGCUCCGGAGGCACUUUAGGGAGGAGAAGAAGACGCUGCGGGAGGAGGAGGAGGAGGCGGCGGCGCUGCAGGCGAAGGCCGGCCUGAGCAUCCCUCUGGUGCAGGAGUCAGAGGAGGACCGGCGCCUGGCCGCGCUGCUCAAGUACCACAGCCCCGACUCCUACGAGGAGAAGCAGAGGAUGAAGCGGACAGAGAUCUCCAGCCGCUCCUGGUUCUCCCCGGCCACCGGUGGCAGAGCCAGCGAGGCGCUGCGGAAGCUGGGCCUGGGGGGGCGAGCGCUGCGGGGCCGGGGGGGCCCCCCCGCUACCCUCGCCGGCCUGGGCAUCGUCCGGCGUCGCUCUGGAGAGGGGCCCGAGGGGCCGGCGGAGCCCGGGGGGGUGGGGGGUUCGUAUGCCCAGGUUCUCCCCCACAGCAUCAUCGAGCACAUCGAGGGGCUGCUGGAGAAGGACCGGGAGGACAACCGGAGCAUCGGGGCGCACGGGGCCCGGCACAUCCUCCAGCGCGUCCCCGAGGGCAGCGUCACCCUCCUCACCCACUGCAACACCGGCACCCUGGCCACCGCCGGCUACGGCACCGCCCUGGGCGUUGUGCGGGCGCUGCACGAGCAGGGCCGGCUGACACGGGUGUUCUGCACCGAGACCCGGCCCUACAACCAGGGCAGCCGGCUGACCGCCUUCGAGCUGCUGCACGACCGCGUCCCCGCCACCCUCAUCGCCGACAGUGCUGCCGCCGCCACUAUGCGGGACCGUGGCGUCCAGGCCGUGGUGGUGGGAGCCGACCGGGUGGCCGCCAACGGGGACACAGCCAACAAGAUCGGCACCUACCAGCUGGCGGUGGCGGCGUGGCACCACGGCAUCCCCUUCUAUGUGGCGGCCCCCACCUCGUCCUGCGACCCGGCCCUGCCCAGUGGUGCCGACAUCCCCAUCGAGGAGCGGCCGGGCCGGGAGCUCACCCACUUCCAGGGCCUGUGCCUGGCCCCCCAGGGUAUCGACGUGUGGAACCCGGCCUUCGACGUCACCCCCCAUGACCUCAUCACGGGCGGCAUCGUCACCGAGUGGGGGGUCUUCGCCCCGGCGGAGCUGCGGCAGGCGCUGGCGGAGCGCAGGGGCGCGGGGAGUCUGCUGCUGGUAAACCGUGCACUGGGUGCUCGGGAUAACCGGGAGGAAGAGCACGACUUCCCUCUGGCAGAUGCUGAUGCCGCUCGGAGCCGACACGGAGGCUCCGGAGAACAUUCAACGCUGUCGGUGAGUUUUGUGGUUGAGGUGAAACCAUCGACCGUUGCGUGUGCCCCGUGGCCCACCGGAGCGGCCGGGGGAGUUGCUGCCGCCGCUUUCCCAGUGCCGCCUGCAGCAUAG